AUGUCUGCUCCGUGGGCGCCUCUCGUCGUCCUGGCGUUGCUCGCCUUGGCGGGCGAUGGAGCCGUCGGCGCGAAGGUGCACCACAAACACGGCAGGUUCACGGCGGGCCCGUGGAAGCCGGCGCACGCCACCUUCUAUGGCGGACGCGAUGGGUCCGACACCCGCGCCGGCGCGUGCGGCUACAAGGACACGGUGGCGGAGGGGUACGGCCUGCAGACGGCGGCCGUGAGCACCGCGAUGUUCAACGACGGUGAGACUUGCGGGGCGUGCUAUGAGGUGCGGUGCACAGACAGCCCGGAGUGGUGCAAGGCCGGCACGGCGCCUUUGACGGUGACGGCGACGAACCUGUGUCCGCCCAACUACCAGCUGCCCGGCGACGACGGCGGGUGGUGCAACCCGCCGCGCGAGCACCUGGACCUCACCAUGCCGGCCUUCCUGCAGAUCGCGGAGGAGAAGGCCGGCAUUGUGCCCAUCUCGUACCGUCGUGUGCCUUGCGCGAAGCUGGGCGGGAUCCGGUACACGAUCACGGGGAACAAAUACUUCAACAUGGUGGCGGUGACGAACGUGGGCGGAGCGGGGGACGUGGCGGCGCUCAAGGUGAAGGGGAACAAGCGCGUCAAGUGGACGUUGUUGCAGCGCAACUGGGGCCAGGUGUGGCAGACCUCCGAGGACCUCACCGGCGAGUCGCUCACGUUCCGCGUCAUGACCGGCGACCAUCGCAAGCACACGUCCUGGCACGUCCUCCCGCGGGACUGGCAGUUUGGUGUCACCUACCAGGCACCCAAGAACUUCUAA
Triticum turgidum subsp. durum (durum wheat) is the source of this 795-nucleotide messenger RNA. The record is from the annotation of a GenBank genome assembly. Lineage: Eukaryota; Viridiplantae; Streptophyta; Magnoliopsida; Poales; Poaceae.